AUGAUCUGUCAAGAAAAUGAAAAGAAAUUCGAAGAAGAACGUCGUGAUUGGGAAAAGGAGAGAGCUGUUUUGUCCUCAAAUCUGUUUGCGCAUGAGUACGUAAGUGAAUGCCAGAGAUUGGAGAAAGAGAACGCUGAUCUUACUACUCGCCUUGCUACUGCAAAAGCUGAAGGUUAUAGUAACUAA
Dovyalis caffra is the source of this 186-nucleotide messenger RNA. NCBI's taxonomy places the organism in Eukaryota, Viridiplantae, Streptophyta, Magnoliopsida, Malpighiales, Salicaceae. The record is from the annotation of a GenBank genome assembly.